CGAGGGGAGGGGUGACCGUGAAGGGAAGGAAUGGUGGCAUGGGAAAGGUGGGAACCCUCUUGGCCAGGGCUGGAAUGCCUUUCCCAGGGGUGCGGGGCGUGGGGAUCCCGGUGGCAGCACGCAGGGAAACGGGUCCGUCCCCACGGGAACGGCACUUCCUGCGAGGAAAUGGGCUGGGAAGCGCCGGGAUCCGGCGGGAACAGUGCGGUCCCAGAUGGCCCUGCUGCGGUGCCUGGGAAGCCCCGCUGAGUCUCCUGGCAUGAGGUGGCUUUGGCUUUGGGUCGUGGCUUUGGUGGCACCUGCCUGCACCGUCCCCUACAACGGCACGGCAGGGAGCACUGGGCAUGGGGACAACGGGAACAGAGGCCCCUGCACCCCUCAGCACGGGCCCCUGGGCACCGAGGUGCUGCUGCCGUGCCCAGGGGGUGCGGCCGAGUGGCGCCGGGGGGGCACUGUCCUGGGCAUGUCCCCUGCCCCGGGGCUGGCCCUGCCCAAUGCCAGCCUGGCCCACGAGGGCCACUACAGCUGCCACCACCCUGUCACCGGCGAGACCUGGGCCACCAUCUGCCUGCGGCUGGGCUACCCACCCCCGCAACCGGCCAUUGAGUGCUGGGCCACCAGCUACCCCCAGGCUGUGAACUGCUCCUGGGGGCUGAGCCCCGACCCCCUGCUGGACACCGAAUUCGUGGCCACCUACAGGCACGGCACAGACACAGGUGAGUGCACCCUCACGGGCCCACGGAGCUGCUCCUUUGGGGACCUGCAGGUGUUUUCCCUCACUCCCUACGAGCUCAACGUGACGGCCCGGAACCCCCUGGGAGCUGCCUCCGGAAUCCUGCCCUUCCUCCUGGAGAACAUCAUAAAGCCAGACCCCCCCGAGGCCCUGCAGGUCUCUCCCAUCCCUGGGGAGCCCCAGAAGCUGCUGCUGGAGUGGAGCCCUCCAUCAUCCUGGCCCUUUCCAGAGUAUUUCCCGCUCCAGUACCACAUCCGCUAUUCCCGGGACAACGACUCCAUCCCCACCACGGUGGGGCCAUACAAGCUGACAUCCCACACCCUGACGGACCUGGAGCCUGGGACCCUCCACCACGUCCAGGUGGCCACCAAGGACCUCGCGGAUUCCGGGGAAUUCAGCGCCUGGAGCCCGCCGGCCUCGGGGACACCCUGGGUGGGGCCGUGACCAGCAGGACAGGGCCGCUGUCCCUGUCCCGAGCCUGCUCCCAUCCCUUGUCCCACCCCAGCCGCGCAGAGCCACGAGUGCUGCCAGGAAUGGGCAAUAAACCGGCUUGAGGCUCCGUCCCUGUCCUAA
This is a messenger RNA of Corvus hawaiiensis (hawaiian crow), 1306 nucleotides long. It is a transcript of the gene EBI3, whose product is annotated as Epstein-Barr virus induced 3. The record is from RefSeq and is a predicted model, not a curated record. Lineage: Eukaryota; Metazoa; Chordata; Aves; Passeriformes; Corvidae. Gene Ontology annotation, biological process: cytokine-mediated signaling pathway. Gene Ontology annotation, molecular function: protein binding; cytokine receptor activity. Bases 215 to 1177 code for a protein of 320 amino acids. Gene Ontology annotation, cellular component: membrane; external side of plasma membrane. The transcript is spliced from 7 exons.